CUGGACCUGGACCUGGACCCAGCUCUGCAUCUAUGAAGAACAACUGGAUCCAGCAGCAGAGACCAGACUCCCCUGACCCCAGCUCUCUGUCUUUAAAGAGCGACUGGUCGAAGGAUAUUUUUACUGAUUUUAAACGACACCAUUUACCUGUCAACAAGAUUCAUCAGAGACCAGACUCUGUUGGACCUGAACCCAGCUGUGUGUCCUUCAACAGUGCGUGGUCAAAGGAUAUUUUUACAGAUUUUAAACAACAACAUUUAUCUGACAGUGGAGUGCACCAGGAGAGCUCAGAGGUUCCCAGUGGUCAGUCUGCCCAGCAGCAUCAAACACACCUGGACUCCAUAUUUAUGCUGAUGGAGGAGAACAUUGGCACUUUUGUGAAGAACGAGUUGAAAAAAAUCAAGAGGGUUCUGAGUCAAGAUUACCCAGAAUGCUUAGAGAGUCAGGGGGAGGAUGAGGAGGUGUUGGGCGAUGAGGAUGAAGAGCAGAGGAGGAGCAGCAGAGAGGCAUUUCUGAAGAUCACAGUGAACUUCCUGAGGAGACUGAAGCAGGAGGAGCUGGCUGACUGUCUGCAGAGCAAAUCUCCUGUUAUGUGCCAACCUAGACUCAAAUCUAAUUUGAGGAAGAAGUUCCAGUGUGUGUUUGAGGGGAUUGGUAAAGCAGGAAACCUAACCCCUCUGAAUCAGAUCUACACAGAGCUCUACAUCACAGAGGGAGGGACUGGACAGGUCAAUGAUGAACAUGAGAUCAGACAGAUUGAAACAGCGUCCAGGAAACCAGAUAGACCAGAAACGACCAUCAGACAAGAAGACAUAUUUAAAGCCUCACCUGGAAGAGAUGGACCAAUCAGAACAGUGAUGACAAAGGGAGUAGCUGGCAUUGGGAAAACAUUCUUAACGCAGAAGUUCACUCUGGACUGGGCUGAAGACAAAGCCAACCAGGACAUACAGUUCACAUUUCCAUUCACUUUCAGAGAGCUGAAUGUGCUGAAAGAGAAAAGGUUCAGCUUGGUGGAACUUGUUCAUCACUUCUUUACUGAGACCAAAGAAGCAGGAAUCUGCAGGUUUGAACAGUUCCAGGUUGUGUUCAUCUUUGACGGACUGGAUGAGUGUCGACUUCCUCUGGACUUCCACAACACUGAGAUCCUGACUGAUGUUACAGAGUCCACCUCAGUGGACGUGCUGCUGACAAACCUCAUCAGGGGGAAACUGCUUCCCUCCGCUCACCUCUGGAUAACCACACGACCUGCAGCAGCCAAUCAGAUCCAUCCCGAGUGUGUUGACAUGGUGACAGAGGUCAGAGGGUUCACUGACCCACAGAAGGAGGAGUACUUCAGGAAGAGGUUCACAGAUGAGGAGCAGGCCAGCAGGAUCAUCUCCCACAUCAAGACAUCACGAAGCCUCCACAUCAUGUGCCACAUCCCAAUCUUCUGCUGGAUCACUGCUACAGUUCUGGAUGAUGUGUUGAAAACCAGAGAAGAAGGACAGCUGCCCAAGACCCUGACUGAGCUGUACAUCCACUUCCUGGUGGUUCAGACCAAAGUGAAGAACAUCAAGUAUGAUGGAGGAGCUGAGACAGAUCCACACUGGAGUCCAGAGACCAGGGAGAUGAUUGAGUCUCUGGGAAAACUGGCUUUUGAGCAGCUGCAGAAAGGAAACCUGAUCUUCUAUGAAUCAGACCUGACAGAGUGUGGCAUCGAUAUCAGAGCAGCCUCAGUGUACUCAGGAGUGUUCACACAGAUCUUUAAAGAGGAGAGAGGCCUGUACCAGGAAAAGGUGUUCUGCUUCGUCCAUCUGAGUGUUCAGGAGUUUCUGGCUGCUCUUCAUGUUCAUCUGACCUUCAUCAACUCUGGAGUCAAUCUGCUAUCGGAAGAACAAACAACCUCCCAGACGUCUGAAACAAAACAAGACAAAUCCGCAGAGACAAACUUCUACCAAAGCGCUGUGGACGAGGCCUUACAGAGUCCAAAUGGACACCUGGACUUGUUCCUCCGUUUCCUCCUGGGUCUCUCACUUCAGACCAACCAGACACUCCUACAAGGCCUGUUGACACAGACAGGAAGUGGUUCACUGACCAAUCAGGAAACAGUCCUCUACAUCAAGAAGAAGAUCAAAGAGACUUCCUCUGCAGAGAAAACCAUCAACCUGUUCCACUGUCUGAAUGAACUGAAUGACCAUUCUCUAGUGGAGCAGAUCCAACAGUACCUGAGUUCAGGAAGUCUCUCCUCAGAAAAACUGUCUCCUGCUCAGUUGUCAGCUCUGGUCUUCAUCUUACUGUCGUCAGAAAAAAAUCUUGAUGUGUUUGACCUGAAGAAAUACUCUGCUUCGGAGGAGGCUCUUCUGAGGCUGCUGCCAGUGGUCAGAACAUCCAAGACAGUUCUGUUGAGUGGCUGUAACCUCUCAGAGAGAAGCUGUGAAGCUCUGUCCUCAGUUCUCAGCUCAGAGUCCUCUAGUCUGAGAGAGCUGGACAUGAGUAACAACAACCUAAACGAUUCAGGAGUGAAGCUGCUUUCUGCUGGACUGGAGAGUCAUCACUGCUCACUGAAAACUCUCAGGCUGUCAGGCUGUCUGGUCACAGAGGAAGGCUGUGCUUCUCUGGCUUCAGCUCUGAGCUCCAACCCCUCCCACCUGAGAGAGCUGGACCUGAGAUACAAUCAUCCAGGAGACUCAGGAAUGAAGCUGUUGUCUGCUGGACUUGAGGAUCCAUACUCAAGACUGGACACUCUCAGGUAUGGAGAGGCCUCCUGCAGCCGCAGACAUUGUAGAGAGUAUGGUGUUACUGAUGUGGAUGUGAACUCAGGCAGCCAUGGAUCAGUUGUGAGGACAGAAGAGGAGGGAGCCCCUCCCUCUAAACCACAUCUGUGUGGGGAACAUGAGAGUCAGACCAGAGCUCAAGCGCCAGCAGCAGCAGCAACUACACCAAUGACUCGAUGCUGGAGCCGUGGAGGACUGGACAAUGGACUGGACCAGCUCUGCGAUGGCUAUGACGAACAACUGUUUCUGGAUGAUGUGUUGAAAACCCGAGAAGAAGGACAGCUGCCCAAGACCCUGACUGAGCUGUACAUCCACUUCCUGGUGGUUCAGACCAAAGUGAAGAACAUCAAGUAUGAUGGAGGAGCUGAGACAGAUCCACACUGGAGUCCAGAGACCCAGGGAGAUGAUUGA
Messenger RNA from Seriola dumerili (greater amberjack), 3164 nucleotides. Its product is annotated as protein NLRC3-like. Bases 33 to 3164 code for a protein of 1043 amino acids. The record is from RefSeq and is a predicted model, not a curated record. Lineage: Eukaryota; Metazoa; Chordata; Actinopteri; Carangiformes; Carangidae. Gene Ontology annotation, molecular function: protein binding. The transcript has 11 exons.